Eupeodes corollae is the source of this 1328-nucleotide messenger RNA. RefSeq lists its product as uncharacterized. Lineage: Eukaryota; Metazoa; Arthropoda; Insecta; Diptera; Syrphidae. The transcript is spliced from 2 exons. The record is from RefSeq and is a predicted model, not a curated record. Bases 115 to 1155 code for a protein of 346 amino acids.
CUGAUGAUGAGGACGGACAAAGCCAUCGUCCAAUAAAAGCAUGGUCUACUAGUUUCUUCUCCCAUACGACAUACGCGAAAGACGCCUCGAAUCAGGUUCCGUCUUUUUGGUUAUAUGUGCUUGUUACCUAUAAAUUGCGGCUUAGAUGCAGGAUUGGCAGCAUUAGUAAAAGUUACUCCAUCGCGCAUAUCAAACUAUAACCAAAUAAUGGACAAUUCAAAGAUGCAAAUAUUGACAAUUGCGUUGAGCCUUAUUGCUUUUUGUUUUUCACCUACCGAGGGUGGCUUGAAAAAACGACAUGGAUACGAGUACAAGCAAUCGCCUUCGGUUCAUUUUGAAGCUCCGAAGCAGGAAGCAUCACAGGAGUACUAUGAAUACUCUCAAGCUAGCUCCCAUCCAUCGUCUUCUGGAUCUUCGUCGUCGUCAUCUGAUUCUUCGAGUAAACCCAGUGGCUACAGUAUUGGCAGUGGGUUAAGGUCAAUAGCUCAAGGAUCUGCUAAUCAAGCCCACUCGGCUGUCGCCAAUCAGCAUGCUGCCGCAAAACAAGCCGCUUUCAUUGCCAAAAAUACUUUGGCUCAACACGCAGUUCAAGCAGCCGCCACAGCACAAGCAGCACUAGCUGGAAAGCAGGUUAUCUUACAGGAAUUGGAACAACAGUCUUCAGAGGCACACAGGGCUUUGGCCAGAGAGUUGGAGCAGCUUCAAUCGGCGAAAGUUGCUGCGAAGUUAUCCCAACACACCGCACAAGUAGCCAGCAAUCAUGUCUCGAUUUUGGUUUCGGCAGUCAAUGACGCUAAGACCGUUGCAGAAUAUGCCGAAAAAGCGUCCUCAGAGGUGGCCAACCAACUGGCCUCACAGUCAUCCAUGGUUGGUCAGGCUAAAGCUCGUCUAGACGCCUUGCAGGAACAGCUCAAAGAUGCCCGAAUUGAUUAUGAAGCAACAAAGGAGGCAGCCUUAAAAGCAUCAUCUUCGGCUUCCGAAGCUCAGGCAAACGCAUCACAAGCUGGCGCUAGGGCAACUAUAGAACUACACGAGAGUGUAAGCAACACUGAUCAGGGUGGUGGUGGACAUUCUUAUGAAGAAUCGCAUCCUCAACAAAACGAGCACGGAGCAAUAAUUGAGGUACCUAGUGGAUAUAGUGGAAGUGGUCAUUAAAAGUGUUGUCACCAUUGGAUUAGUGAUUUGGAGUGGAACAGCUUUUAUCCUAAGAUUAUUUUAAUUUGUAACACAUACUAUAGUAUUUAACACUUAGUUUGGGAAAUGAAAUGUUCGAAAUGAUUUUCAUAUUUUAAACCAUUUAAAAGUAUGUAAAAUUUGUAACUUUCUGU